UUUCGAAUACUAUUUGGUAUCUAGUAUAGUAUAAUCGAUUUCGUAUGAAAUACAAGGUCUUCGUGUUUUUCUAAUCCCCACAUGAAAAACAUCCGGAAGGUUCACCACAAUAUGACAGUAUAUAAGCGCCAGUCAUCAUCUUUCCUAUCACAGUCAAAGUUUGGUCUCUCAACAGGUUAACUACUGCAUCAACAUACCAACUCGUAAUACUUUCUCGUGUAGUUCGACAAUCGCAAAUCGUGCUUUAUUUUCCAUUUCAAUUUAACCAACAACAACGGCAGCCACUAUGAACGCCCAGAUCUGUUUGAUGUUGGCCACGAGUUGCUUGGCGAUGGUUUCGGCCAAUUCGGGAUCAUACAACUACGGAUACAGUCUGAACGAUCCGAUCACCGGCGAACUCCAGGAACAACGGGAGGCCAAAGCAUGCAAUGACCAGGUGGUAUAUGACGACGUCAAACCGGUAAUUGUCUCCAAGAGCUUUGUUUCCGAACCAAUCAUCUCAGUGACCCCAGGACCGAUCCUGAACGCUGAAUAUGUGUCCUCGUCUCCAGCACCGAUUUUGCGCUCCGACUUUGAUUCUUCCCGAAUCGUGGCCGCCGCCCCAUUGUUGGAAACAAAAAUUGAGGCCGAACCAGUGAUUUAUGCUCCUCGUCCCGAAUACGCUCCUCUUCCCAAGUACGCCGCCCCGAUCACCGUGACCGCCGCGCCGAUUUUGGAAGCGAAAAUCGCAGCCGAACCACUGAUAUACGCUCCUCGUCCCGAAUACACUCCUCUUCCCAAAUUCGCCUCCCCGAUCACCGUGACCGCCGCUCCGAUUUUGGAAGCGAAAAUCGCAGCCGAACCACUGAUAUACGCUCCUCGUCCCGAAUACACUCCUAUUCCCAAGUACGCUGCCCUCCAAAAGUACGCACCACGUCCCGAAUAUUUCGCCGCUAGUCCAGCACCUCAAGUCGCGUCCAGACUGUCAACUCCGAUCGUGCAGGUCCAAGCUGCCCCGUCCAAAAUCAUCAAGUCCGCCCAACUCGUGUCGUACGGCCGACAGGCCUCGUCUUACUCACACAAAUCGUUCGUCAACCACCCGCAGACUCCCGCUAAAGUCGCUGCCAUCGCCGCACCCCAGUACUACUCAGCCGCCCCAGCAGCACCAUCGUAUUACGCGGCCGCCCCCGCAGCACCAGAAUAUUACUCAUCACCUGCCCCCGCAGCACCAGAAUAUUACGCACCCGCCCCCGCAGCACCAGAAUAUUACGCACCCGCCCCCGCAGCACCGAUCGCCUUGAAGAUGGCCUACCCCGUGCAGGUGCGAGCCAAUGCUCCCCUGCAGCAGGCCGCUGCUGGACUUGUGUACGCCCCGUCCGCCCAGUACGCGUACCGCAGUUCGUCGUCUCCAGCGACUUCGUACCAGUACGCCAAACACUGGAACAGUGGCGAACAGUCGGCCGCCGGUCAAUUGCGCUACGUCGCGGCCAGUCCACAGUACUAUUCCACAGUAUACCAGCCCCAAUUGGAUUCUGUGACCCAAGUACACAAUUCAGGACAAUAUGACGCAGCCCAGGAACAACCAUGCGACAAAUAGUCGUCGUCACUGACCCACAUUUUUCGACUUGUUUUCCUGUGACAAUAAUAUAUUAUAAUUAUA
Messenger RNA from Myzus persicae (green peach aphid), 1639 nucleotides. RefSeq names its product leucine-rich repeat extensin-like protein 5. Lineage: Eukaryota; Metazoa; Arthropoda; Insecta; Hemiptera; Aphididae. Bases 287 to 1576 code for a protein of 429 amino acids. The record is from RefSeq and is a predicted model, not a curated record. The transcript is spliced from 2 exons.